Molecule: messenger RNA, 5758 nt
Organism: Cynoglossus semilaevis (tongue sole)
Lineage: Eukaryota; Metazoa; Chordata; Actinopteri; Pleuronectiformes; Cynoglossidae
Gene: sema3b
Product: sema domain, immunoglobulin domain (Ig), short basic domain, secreted, (semaphorin) 3B
Exons: 20
Coding region: 1463-3865 (800 amino acids)
Biological process (GO): neural crest cell migration; axon guidance; positive regulation of cell migration
Cellular component (GO): plasma membrane
Molecular function (GO): chemorepellent activity; semaphorin receptor binding
Source: RefSeq, a predicted model, not a curated record
UCGGAGGACAGACGUGGGUGACAACAAACAAAAGGAGAGACAGAAAGUCAUUGGCUGUCAAAGUUGAACGCGGUGAUCUGAGUUAUCUUGGCUUAAAAAUGUGUUGUCGCAUCUGUGGGUUUCAAAAUUAUAAAUUUGAUUCGCUACAUUCUUCAGGCUAAAGGCUAGCAUGUUCAUCACUGACCUCUGGCAGCUAAAAUCAAAGUGACACAAAAUAAGUGCAAUGUUUUAAUACCACUGCCAAAUACAGAAUGAGAAGUUUUUUUUAUCCCUGUCUUUGUCAUUGGCCUCAUGUGGAGUUUCCUAUAAUUUUGUGUGUAUUGUAAAUGUGACCAGUGCAUCAUAUCAUGGAUGUAUCCUGUAGUGCAGGCGUGGCCAACCCGCGGCUCGGGAGCCACAUGUGGCUCUUACGUUCAUGUCGAAUUUUAUGUUGUUUUUUUUGUUUUUGUUUUUGUUUUUUUUUUAGGCUGUGUGACACAAAUGACUCUGGGGAAACCCAUUUCACACAGAUGAAGAUGUACACAGGAAGUUUUAAAAGAGUGGACGAGUUUUCAUAUCAUUUUUUGUUUUUAUUUAUUUUAAAUUCAAAUAGGAGACAGAGUUCAAACACCGUUCAUACUGAUACACUUCACAGAGUGUGACUGAGUAUUGUUAAAGGUAUCAUGUAGAUCAUGGAGAGGAUGUAGUAAAAGAUGAAACAGGUGUUUUUGUCUGACUCCAGGAUAAUGGAAAAGCAGCAGCUGUGGUCGAUUUCAGCCCACUGGUCAUAUGACAUCAGAAGGCAGUGCAGGUUGUCGCUGUUGUGCUGCAGUUGUGAAGGACGGGUGAAGAUGUUGGAUGGAUGUAGAUAUGCCAAGACAAAUGGUGGCAGAUAGCAGCGGACACAAGGAGAGGAAAAGAUGGAUGAGCGUGGGAGUGUGAGGGGAGACAGAGAGGUGACCUGUGAUGGACGGAGACAUGCAAAUCUACAGGAGAUAGAAAACGAACAGAUAAAAACCCAGGCCAGGGCCGUGUGUCAGGAGUGAUGGAGGGAGCGGAGCAUUAUCAGACGAGCGUGUUAACCUACGGAUGUUUCUAGAAGGGAGGCUUGGACACUGAUAGUGAAGUCAAAGACGGCUGCUGCUGCUGGCAUGUGUGAGGGGUUUCCACGUGUGAUGUUUUUGUUCCAUUCUGAAUGUGAGAGGUGAACUCAGUCGACCCUGAUUGAGGAGCAGUGGAACGGCCGAAGAAACGACAAAAACCAAGGAGGACAUUAUAAAGAUUAGAUCAAGGCGUUUGAAGAAGGAGUCCAAACUGAACAAACUCGUUUUGGUCCGGUGAUGUUUGAGUUGAUCCUCAACAAAAACCACUGAAACCAAACUGGUUACAUACACACACUGCCAUUUGACUGACUUCUUCAGUACGAGAAAAGAACAUCUGCCAAUAAUUCCAGGAGUGUCAGAGCAGCUCUGAUCAUUCUGAGAUGAUGACCAUGAUGAUGAUGAUGGCCGUGACCAUGGUCACCUGCAGCUCUCUGUUUCUGCUGAGCCUGGCUGCUACCCAUGCUUCCUCCAGCACUGUGGCCCAAACCCCUUCUUCCUCCUCCUCCUCCUCCUCUUCCUCUUCCUCACCACGUAUGAAGCUCUCCUACAAAGACCUGCAGCAGUUCCAUGGAGUGCGCAGAUUCGAGCUGGAGCGCUCCUGCUGCUUCACUGCCAUGCUGCUGGACGAAGAACGAGGAAGACUCUUUGUGGGGGCCAAGAACUUCCUGCUGUCUUUGUCACUGGACAACAUAGCCAAGCAGGAGCACAAGAUCUACUGGCCAGCUCCUGUGGACUGGAGAGAGGAGUGUAACUGGGCUGGAAAGGACAUCACUUCUGACUGUGUGAACUAUGUGAAGAUCGUGCACCACUACAACCGUACUCACCUGUACGCCUGUGGCACUGGAGCCUUCCACCCCACCUGUGCUUUUGUGGAGAUCGGGAACAGGAUGGAGGACCACGUCUUCAGGAUUGACCCCUCGAAGGUAGAAGACGGCAAAGGGAAGAGUCCAUACGAUCCACGUCACAAUGCGGCCUCUGUUCUCAUCGGUGAUGAGCUUUACGCUGGUGUGGCUACUGACUUAAUGGGCCGUGACUUCACCAUUUUCAGAAGCCUGGGGCAGCGACCUUCCAUCCGCACUGAGCAGCAUGACUCACGUUGGCUCAACGAGCCAAAGUUUGUUGGAUCCUUCUGGGUCCCAGAGAGUGAAAACCCAGACGACGACAAGGUGUUUUUCUUCUUCCGUGAGACUGCAGUCGAAGCCCAAGGACUUGGAAAGUCGACAUACUCCCGUAUUGGACAACUGUGUCGGAAUGACAUGGGGGGUCAGCGCAGUCUUGUCAACAAGUGGACAACAUUCCUGAAGACCCGUCUCAUCUGCUCAGUACCAGGAGCCGACGGCAGCGACACGUACUUCGACGAACUGCGCGAUGUGUUCCUGUUGCAGACGAGAGACAGAAAAAACCCUCUGGUCUACACUGUCUUCUCUACUUCCAGCAGUGUAUUUAAAGGCUCAGCCGUGUGCCUCUACUCCAUGAAUGACAUCCGGAGGGCCUUCCUGGGGCCCUUCGCUCACAAAGAGGGGCCCAACUACCAGUGGGUCCCCUUCCAGGGAAAAGUGCCCUAUCCCCGCCCAGGAAUGUGUCCCAGUAAGACUUUCGGCAGCUUUGAAUCCACUAAAGGUUUCCCGGAUGAUGUCAUCCAGUUUGCCCGUCACCACCCUCUCAUGUACAACCCCGUGUACCCCAUGAACCGACGGCCCACCUUUGUCAGAACUAACGUGGACUACAGCUUCACGCAGAUCGCCGUGGACAGGGUCGGCGCAGCUGACGGACAGUACGACGUCAUGUUUAUUGGCACAGACAAAGGAACGGUACUGAAGGUGAUCAAUAUUCCCAAGGAAAGCUGGAACAAUAUGGAGGAACUUCUACUGGAGGAGCUGGAGGUCUUCAAAGAUGCUUCAUCUAUCAACAACAUGCAGCUCUCCUCAAAACGGCAGCAGCUGUACGUGGGCUCUGACACGGGCAUCGCCCAGGUUCCCCUGCACCGCUGCAGUGCCUAUGGUAAGGCCUGUGCUGAGUGCUGCCUGGCCAGAGAUCCUUACUGUGCCUGGGAUGGAACAUCCUGCACCCGCUACCUGCCAAACACCAAGAGGCGUUUCCGGCGGCAAGAUGUGAGAAAUGGAGAUCCCAACACUCUGUGUUCUGGAGAUCACCACAAGCAUCGCGUGGCAGAGAAGAAGUUGUAUGGAGUUGAGGGAAGCAGUACCUUCCUGGAGUGUAUUCCCAAAUCCCUUCAGGCCAAGGUGACUUGGACUUUCCAGAAACAUCCACAGAACCCAAGAGAAGAGGUACGUUUAGAUGAUCGCAUCCUCCAGACAGAGAGAGGGCUUCUGAUCCGCAGAGUCCUGAAGAGAGAUGUUGGUGUUUACCAAUGUCAUGCCAUGGAGUACGGCUUCACCCAAACUUUGUUGGGCAUCACCCUGGAAGUGAUACCUUCAGUGUCCUCUUCAGGAUCCAGUCUACCUUCAGAUGCACAAGUCCGCAGUGCGGGCGGGUUAUCAAUGACCAACCAAAAGCUUUGGUACCGGGACUUCAUGCAGCUGGUGGACCAUCCCAACCUGAGCACCGUUGACCAGAUUUGUGAGCAGGUUUGGGCGCGAAAGAAUGCCGGCAGUGAACAAGUGGACAAAACCUCGCCGGUAAAAGACGUCCUGUCUGUGGGUCCUGCUCGCCCAGCUAACAAGAAAUGGAAGCAUCUUCAGGAGAUAAGGAAGGGCAGAAACCGCCGGACCCACGAUGGCAAACAAAACCCGCGUACACCUCGUAGUGCGGGAGAGAAAUGAUGUCAAGAAAAGCAACUGAGGCAUGAGAAUAAGGACUGAUACUGGAAAAAAAGGAGGCAAGUGACUGAACGAGACUAAGACUGAGAACUCAUGGUGUUCUGACACACACUCCCACGUACACCUUUACACUCACACAUUCACACUCUACGCCUCCUCCAUUGUGUAUAGUUAUCUACGGAGGCCCACACUAUAAUCCAGAGUAGUCCCUGAGUCUUCGUCCCGCUGAUCGGCCCCUGCAUGUGCUGCCUUACUGCCCAUAUGAUUCUGCACGAUCCCUUUACACUGUACUGUCAGUAGCAUAGAUGAAGCAGACAUGUGUGUAUAUAGACCUACUCACGGUCACUUUUAUUCCAUUUUGACACUGACUGUAUGUGGAAUGUGGGUUCACUGCACAUAAAUAAGUGUGUUUUUUACAGCUUAAGUCAACACCGCUGUCCUCUGAAAAGCACCAUUGCAAACGAUGUAGAAAUGUGAGAACUGGAAUAUACCGUGAAAUAUUGGUCUCUAACUGGAAAAAAACAUUUUUGAAACCCACCAUUUCUCCUUAGACAAAUACGUUUAUUAACUUCCUGUGGUUCUCCUGGGGCACAUACUGUAUGUUUGCCAGCCAUACUUCAAGAGUAUGUAGUAAUAUAAUAGAAAUGUCAGCCUGUGGAGUAGAUCAGCAUUGUACUAUUAUGAACUCAACUACGCAGAAUACUCUCUCAGUGGUUUUCUUGGGUACACCGAGGCGUGCGGCAGCAGAACAAGUCAGAGAGUACAUCGAAGUUAUGGUUAGAGGAAUAGACGUAGCUGACCAGACAUGAUUGUACUCUGUACUCACUGGUCUAAACCACUAGAGAACAAGGGGUGGUAAAGAACUACUGGCAUUCCAUGAUGUGAGAGAAGAAUUUGAUGUUUACAGUUUGCGGAGGAGGCUAGAUCAUGGAGAUGUCAGUUUGUACAGAGAAGGCCCAUAAAGUCCAUGAUUAGCUUUUAACCACCUUCAAACUAUGUGUCCUCCUUAGCAUACAUUACUGAGGUUAUGAGUUUUCACAUGAUGCUUAACUUUGCUAUAAGAUUUUAUUAUUUAUUGAGUUUAUCUGACUGUGUUUACUGUUGUGUGUAUUAAUAAGAGAUUUGAACACAGAGGUUUGGGUGAAAAGGCAUUAAAUAGUGAGGAGGAUGAGGACAGAUCUUAGAGGACAACCCAGGUUUUGGGCUUCAGUACAGUAUAUAUAUAUAUAUUAGCAUGAUAUUUAUGAGUGAAAUUAUGACUUUUUUCCUUUUUGUAUUCUAAACGGUACCUUUUCUUUCUGCUUUUAUACACUGUUCCUGCAUUUUUUUAGCGAUGAAUACCUAUAUGCAAAUGAAAUAAGUCGGCACCACCUCAUUCUGCACAAAAGCAUUUACAAAAAGCUGUUUUUUUGCAAUCCAGAAGAUGCAUUGUAAGUGGUUCAAUACACCUUUGUCAGUGUCGUGUACAGUCAUUAACAUUUUCAUUUUAGCUGUUCAACCCAUGUCACCUCUUCACAAACGACAUGUUUCGCAAUAAGAUCUUCCUACUCUGUGUCUGCAGACCAAACGCCCCGUGUAACACUAUCUGCAAAGAAGACUUUUGUUUGUUACCUUGUCCUUGCCUUAUGUGUGUUUAUGCUUCCCCCUAGUGCUCAUUGUACAUACAGGCUCGAAUAAUGAGCCAAACUGUGGUGCCAUAUUUAGAAUUAUUUCACUGUCCUUCACACACGGUCUUGUAAGAUAAACCACUCAUCAUCGGUUUGAAUUCAUCCAAUUUAAAAGGUAUUAAACUGAAAGUAGAAAGAUUUGAAUUGUGAUGCUAUUUGUGCUGCUACCACCAUUCGUUUCCAAAUGCAAAUUUCUCAACAUGAUGUAAUAAAAGUUUAUAUAAUACCC